GCGUAUGCAAGCCCCGCCCCAUAUGAAGGCGUCAUAUACUAAUAUGGUCACUAUGUCCUUAUAUGCAGUGCGGUGGGUGGAGCUCCAGUAACCACGGCUGUUUAGUGUCACUUUCACCGAAUUCUUAACUACGGUUCUCAGAGAUGAAUCGGACAGCUGGCGGGUGAAACGCACUGAAUCUCCUCUUGUAAACAACCUACAAGUUUUGACGGAUUAUUUAGGAACUUUCUUGGUACAAAGAAUUGUGUCAUACGGAAAGAACCUUUAGCGUUUAUUCAUUUUAAUUUUAUUUACACGUUUUUGCAACAAUAACAUUUCGCGUGCGGUCUUGUUUAGACGAAGAUUACGAUUAGGUAUCGUGUCAGUAUUAUUACUGGAACACGCUCUUUUCUUUUAUAGUUUCCGUUAAUAAUAAUAAUAAUACAUAAUACAUACAGUGUAUCUCUCAUUAAACUCCACACGUGGGAUUUCGAGAAGAUCGUGAAGUUUCAAGCACGGAUGGUCCUCUCGUGACGCGACACUCGGACAUUCUCGCGCAAAACUGACAGUAUUCGGAGCGACUGAAACUUGAACAUGUUUUGGGGAUUUCUCACGCAAUAAUUAUGCCACCUUCUCUUUUUCUUUGUAAAUAUUCCAAGACCUGUCCUGAGUAGAGAAGUAAAUUUCACUCUAUCAAAGUUUUUGUCGCAGAAAGAGGUGGUUGGAAGCGCCGCGCGCCUCGUCCAGAUCUCCUCAAGCGUCAUUCAGGAUCGUUUGAACUCUCCUCCCAGCUUGAAAGGAGUCACAUUGUAUCGGUCGUUACCACAGACAGUGUUGCGGGAUAGCAUGGCAAUGGUAGUAAAUCAGUGGCAAGAGAACAUUUCGGCUGAUCCCGGGUCCCAGCUGCAAAUGUGCAGUCAGGAGCCCGGCGGGACACCGGGAACUCCCUCAGGUUCAACCCCGGGCAACGACGCGCUCUCCGGGGACAAAAUUCCCAAUGUGGACUGCAUGGUUUGCGGGGACAAGUCCAGCGGCAAACACUACGGCCAGUUUACAUGCGAGGGGUGCAAGAGCUUCUUCAAACGCUCGGUGAGACGGAACCUGAGUUACACCUGCCGGGGGAACCGCGACUGUCCCAUUGACCAGCACCAUAGGAACCAGUGCCAGUAUUGCCGGCUGAAGAAGUGUUUGAAAGUCGGUAUGAGGAGAGAGGCUGUCCAAAGGGGUCGUAUGUCCAACUCGCAGUCCAGUCCAGGGCAGUACCUGAGCAAUGGGAGUGACCCAUACAACGGGCAGCCGUACCUUUCGGGCUUCAUCUCUCUGCUUCUACGGGCCGAGCCGUACCCCACCUCACGCUAUGGAGCCCAGUGUAUGCAAUCCAACAACCUAAUGGGCAUCGAGAACAUCUGUGAAUUGGCUGCCCGUUUGCUCUUCAGUGCCGUGGAGUGGGCGAAGAACAUCCCUUUCUUUCCUGACCUACAGCUCAUGGACCAGGUUGCGCUCUUACGCAUGUCGUGGAGUGAGCUGUUUGUUCUAAAUGCUGCUCAGUGCUCCAUGCCGCUGCAUGUUGCACCCCUGCUGGCCGCUGCUGGUCUACAUGCCUCUCCCAUGUCAGCCGAGCGGGUGGUGGCCUUCAUGGACCACAUACGUGUCUUCCAAGAGCAGGUGGAGAAACUAAAAGCCCUUCAGGUGGACACAGCUGAGUACUCCUGCCUAAAGUCCAUCGUACUCUUCACCUCUGAUGCCAUGGGUCUGUCCGAUGUGGCCCAUGUGGAGAGCAUCCAGGAGAAGUCCCAGUGUGCUCUUGAAGAGUAUGUGCGAAACCAAUACCCCAAUCAACCCAACCGUUUCGGCCGCCUGUUGUUACGGCUACCCUCCCUGCGCAUCGUUUCAUCUCCUGUUAUCGAACAGCUGUUCUUUGUACGACUAGUGGGUAAAACGCCCAUCGAGACCCUGCUGCGGGACAUGCUGCUUUCCGGCUCCAGCUACAACUGGCCUUAUAUGCCCGUCCAGAGAGACCGGCCCAUCUCACUCCAUUACAACGAGAACGGGCCCUGAUCCCACCCCCUUAAUCAAUAUCACAACCCCACCACCAUUGGGUCAUGGCCGAUACAGAGAAUCUGUCAGCAAGCCACGCCCCUUUCUGCCACAUCAUCACCGCUCACUUAUCUGAAGCACCAGCCGUUUGUUCCGUCAUUUGGAAUGGACCACAGAGUUCAUACAGACACCGAACUGUUUCCCACAGAGGUUUUCUAUGAACAAGGACUGUUUGGCCCAAAGUGCAAUGUCCAUUCCUGAUUUUGACUCAACCAGAAGCCAUUAAAGCUGAUGCCAAAACUUUACCAGAAAAGCUAUUAACUGUAGACGGACCUCGAAAACUGCACCACUUGUAUUAACGGGAGAGUCAAGAUUCUGUCCGUAAGUGUGUGGUGAAGUAAAAACUGAAACUAAGAUCCCAGCAGCUGAAUUUCGAGUGGGCGAGGUUUGUAUUACAUCCCCAAUAAAACCGAGAGAAAGGUGUGACUCUUGCAGGACUCGUUGGAGAGAAAGCCAUUGCCAAAGUAGGACAGGCAUCUGAACUCUCGGGAGCAUUUUGUGGAACCGAUGACUGAGGUGAAAUUUUGUCUAGUUGUUUUUUGCAUUUAGGUCUCUGAUGAAGUGAGAGGACUAGAAAGAGGCACUUGAAACCAGCCAGAUAACUCUCAAUUUCUGUGCUUUUCUCAGCUACAUCCAAAUAUUCAGCACAUCCAGACAGAAUGUUGCCGUAUCAAGCACAUGCGUCUUGUUAAAUACAGGUGUUUAUCUCCUGUAGCAUCAAGAGAAACACUAGGGUAAAAUAGGGUAUUCUGAAACAUUGUGGAAUGUCAGGAAAGCACUGAUGUGUUCAAGCCAACCAAGUCUAUGCUAACUUUAUCACAAGACAACCCAUCUAGAAUACGGUAAAGUCUGAUUUGAUCAUGUAAAGUAUUGAGGUGACAGGCAACUGCACAAAAUGACACAGAUUACCCUAAUUCACUCGAUAAACUCAAGACCUCAAUUAUGCCAAUAGUCUGCCUUUGAUGACCAGGUAUUUUGUGUAGCAUAAUGUAGGUUUCAUCAAGUUUUUUGUUACUUUCUCGCUCGUCUGAAUAUGUUUAAACCCCGCUGUCACAUUGUUAACAUGGCACUACAGCUUUUAAGGCAGCAUUUGGAUAUAAAAGCCAUUGGGACCUUUGAAAGCAGGACCUGUUGUAUUAGUUCACAGAAUAUUUCUAUCAAAGUAUGUUUUUCUGUAUUUUAGGUUUGGAGAAAUGAAUUAAUGAAAUAAAAUCUGUCAUUCACAGAA
Megalobrama amblycephala (Wuchang bream) is the source of this 3304-nucleotide messenger RNA. RefSeq names its product nuclear receptor subfamily 2, group F, member 5 (gene nr2f5). Gene Ontology annotation, molecular function: nuclear receptor activity; RNA polymerase II cis-regulatory region sequence-specific DNA binding; zinc ion binding. NCBI's taxonomy places the organism in Eukaryota, Metazoa, Chordata, Actinopteri, Cypriniformes, Xenocyprididae. The transcript has 4 exons. Gene Ontology annotation, biological process: regulation of transcription by RNA polymerase II; cell differentiation; anatomical structure development. The coding region runs from base 826 to 2037 and encodes 403 amino acids. The record is from RefSeq and is a predicted model, not a curated record.